AUGGGAGACGGAAGGAUGCCGCGUGCACCUGGGAAUGGUGCCGUGAUGAGGAGAGAAAAACACGAAUGGCCUGGAUACCUAGGGAUGGAUUUUCAUACAUUAGGAGGACGGAGAUUGCGUUGUCAAGCGAAUACCCUGGGCGCAGCAUGUCGUCGAACACUGCGGCCCAACCCACUUCUUUUUCGAGUCUCUUUGCAACAACAGACAACUGGGUUUUUUGGUUUAAUUCCACGGUUGCAAAGAGGCGCAGCAAGGCCAGUCAAGCGUAUGAAAGGAACGAAAGAAGAUGGAAAGUUACUAGUACUUUCCGGAUUUCCUGCCCCUUUCUCGAGAUAUAGAGAGCGGGCAGUAUGUGGUGAUACACAAAAGGGAAAAGCCAGAGGAUGA
Molecule: messenger RNA, 387 nt
Organism: Neurospora hispaniola
Lineage: Eukaryota; Fungi; Ascomycota; Sordariomycetes; Sordariales; Sordariaceae
Exons: 1
Coding region: 1-387 (128 amino acids)
Source: RefSeq, a predicted model, not a curated record